AUGGCCAGUUUUGCCAGAACCAUCAAAUCUCCUUAUCUUUCACCCCGACUUCGACCUUCCAUGCCAGGGCGCUCCAUGUCUACGAACUCCGACCAAGCUAGCCAAGCCAACCCUCAUCCUCCUCCUCCUCCUCAAAGCCCACGAUCAGGUGAAAUUAUCGGCGAAUUCGACCUGUCUGGACGAAACACCCCCGCGAUUCCAUCCAGAAGACCAAAUGAACUACAAGACGGAUUCUUUGACCUUGAUGACAUUGAACCUCGUACUUCCUACUUCUCAGUCGUUUGA
This is a messenger RNA of Fusarium musae, 285 nucleotides long. RefSeq lists its product as uncharacterized. The transcript has 2 exons. The coding region runs from base 1 to 285 and encodes 94 amino acids. The record is from RefSeq and is a predicted model, not a curated record. NCBI's taxonomy places the organism in Eukaryota, Fungi, Ascomycota, Sordariomycetes, Hypocreales, Nectriaceae.